Messenger RNA from Peromyscus leucopus (white-footed mouse), 2265 nucleotides. RefSeq names its product vomeronasal type-1 receptor 4-like. The transcript has a single exon. Bases 1330 to 2265 code for a protein of 311 amino acids. Gene Ontology annotation, cellular component: membrane. Gene Ontology annotation, biological process: G protein-coupled receptor signaling pathway. NCBI's taxonomy places the organism in Eukaryota, Metazoa, Chordata, Mammalia, Rodentia, Cricetidae. Gene Ontology annotation, molecular function: pheromone receptor activity. The record is from RefSeq and is a predicted model, not a curated record.
CUAUUCCCAGCCCAGAUAUUGCUUUUGAAUCACACAGAUAUGUCAAUUAUUAUUGUGCUAUGUGUUAGGUACCCAUUAUAUCAUUGACUGACAGUAUAUUAGUAUCUGUCAAUUUCUAUAAUACUUACAGUUAUAUUAGUUAAAUUUUAUGGCCCACAAUUCAGAAGGCCUUCUCCUAUUGUUCAACAGUUACAUAGGUCUCUAUUGUGUUUUAUUUUUAAUACAAAUAAUUGAAGAAUCUCACUAGUGAUCCUUCUAUUGAGUAAUCACCUUCAUUUCAUACUGUUGUAAAUAUACUGAAUGUUUUUUUUUUUGCUAUACAUGACUUUAGUCAUGGUUAAGUGUGAUAGAGUUUUAUUCAAAAUAAUACAUGCCAAAUUAAGUGGUUAAAAUUAAUGUUGAAAACACUUAAAAGCCAACAUGAGCACAUAUAUGUACAUGCAGACAUAUGUAAAUGCAAUUACAUUUGUGUGUUUGAAAAAGGAGAACUCAAAUGUUAUCAUUCCUGACAGCUAGAAGCCUUACAUCUUUUAUUACUCUCUAUUUUUUAUUCCACAUUGUACAGUUCUUCUUAUUCUCUAUUAUUAAUUCUCAUUUUUUAACUUGGAGAAAUUUAUAUGUAUUUUGAUCAUUUGCAUACUUACCCCACUCCACACAGUUACACCAUGUUUUCAAUUUCAAUUAUACAAAUUGACCCACCCAUGUUUUGCCUUUUAAAUUUCUUAACACAUAAAGCAUAGCUUGUGGUGCCCACAUGAUAUUGCACAUGAUAUUGGGUGUGUGACCAUCUACUAUGCCAUUGUCAACCUCCUAUGGGCCACAUUUUUUAAGGGAACUGACUCCAUCUUACCUAGUAGCUAUCAGUUGUCCAUAACAUCUUAGUUAGGGGUUACUAUUUUCUGUGGAGGCAUACAGUCUCCUCUUUUCAGCCUUUUACAAGUGGCUGAGAGCAUUGUAACCUGUAGUGUUUCUGCAACCAGGACAUUCAUCUGAAUGUAGUUUGGUCAUUAGAUCAUCUCACCAGUGCACUGUGGAUAUUAAACCUGCAAUUAACUGCAAUGUGCUUGGAAAAUGCUAAGACCUAUUUAUGGCAUAAUAAACUUUAGUUUUUACUACAAUGUCCCAGUUAAUUAUCUGCAAUUCAAACAAUAGCAGUUCACUGAGACCUAGCAAACUAUUUACUAGGAAGACACACAUUAGCAUUACUUAUGAAUGUAAGGUAAUAUUGUAUAUGCAGUACAUUGUUUGGCAUGCUAAGAAAAAGGAAGUCCAACUUGUUUAACAAGUGUGCUCUGGACAUGUUUUGCAUUGACCCAGGGCCAUGACAGAAUGGCCAACAGAGACAUGGUUGUAGGGAUUUUCUUCCUGUCCCAGACUGUACUGGGAAUGCUGGGGAACUCAGCUUUGCUUUGCUGUUUUAUCAUUGCUGACUUCUCUGGAAUCAGGGCAAAGCCCACUGAUCUGAUUGUCAAACACCUGGUCUGGGCCAACUUCAUUGUUCUCUGCAGAGGAAUCCCACAGACCAUUGCUGCUUUUAGUCAGACUUACUAUCUAGAUUAUGUUUCCUGUAAACUUGCCUUAUAUUUUCAUCGAGUUGGCAGAGGAGUAUCCCUUGUCUCCACAUCCCUUCUGAGUGUCUUUCAGGCCAUCACCAUCAGCCCCAGUAAUUCUCGGUGGGCACAGUUCAAGCCCAGAGCCCCCAGGAUUAUUGGUCCAUUCCUGGGCCUAUGCUGGGCACUACAGCUUUUGUUAUAUAUUUUUAUUUUUGUAUAUACAACCAAUAUAAGGGGUGGAAGAAAUGUUACUGGAAUACAAGAUUUUGGAUAUUGUACUGUUAUCAAUUCUGAGAAACUGAUCAGCAUUCUUAUUGUAAUCCUAAUAGCAUUCAAUGAUGUCAUGUUUUUGGCACUCAUGACGUUGGCCAGUGGCUACAUGGUAUUCAUCCUGCUCAAACAUAAGCAGAGGGUGCAACACAUCCACAGAUCCCUGUCUCCUAGGUCAUCCCCUGAAACCAGAGCCACCCAAAGCAUCCUCACCCUAGUGUGCUGCUUUGUGAUCUUUUAUGCAACCUCUGUUGUCUUUACAUCUUAUAUAUCUGCCCGUGAAGGAUCUAGGUGGCUGUCUAACACUGGUGCAGCCAUGGCUGCAUGCUUUCCAGCACUCUGCCCCUUUCUGCUCAUCAGACACUACGCUUCCUUUUUCAGGCUCUGCUGCACUAGUUCUUACCAGACAACACACUGUGCUUGUAUAGUCAGAGAACUCUAA